Messenger RNA from Rosa chinensis, 2646 nucleotides. Its product is annotated as zinc finger BED domain-containing protein RICESLEEPER 2-like. The coding region runs from base 1 to 2646 and encodes 881 amino acids. Gene Ontology annotation, molecular function: DNA binding; protein dimerization activity. The record is from RefSeq and is a predicted model, not a curated record. Lineage: Eukaryota; Viridiplantae; Streptophyta; Magnoliopsida; Rosales; Rosaceae. The transcript has 2 exons.
AUGAAGGCAGCGACCUCGUUCUCCACAGCGGCUCUGGCUCCGGCUCCGACCUCGUUCUACACCCACUUCAUACCAAUACCCCUCCGACCCUUUCACUCCCAGUCUCCCACACUCCGACCCUUUCACGCCCAGAAGCCACCGGAGCCGCUCCUCUGCUUCGAUCUCCUCUCCGAUCUAAACUCCGCCGUCAUCGAAGAGCCCAAGGUCCCUCUGCAUAUGCUAUUAAGACUUAACUCUUCGUUGAUAAUUGGAUUGAAGUUCUAUUUCAUUGUAGUUUUUGCUAUGGAAAAUGGAUUUGAUUUGUGUUAUUAUGGAAAUGGUGAACUGCAGGAGUCGAUGGGCAGGCAUGGGAGUGGAGAAGAGGAAGAAGGAGAACAAUGGAGAAAGAAGACAAGAAAGAAGACGGAGAAAAUUUUGGAAAAAACUAAAGCAGAGCAAGGAGAAGAGACUGAAGGAGCUCAGUCGCAUCAUCCUAGCACCACAAAGAAAGGUGCUGCAAAGAUUGCUACUACAAAGAGAAAGAGGGCAGAGAACGCUCAGAAAGUGAAGAAAUCUAAGGAGAGAAGUUGGAUUUGGGCACAUUUCAUAAAGGUGGAGCACCCGCUUAUGGAGACUGUGGAUGGAAUUGAGCAGGAAGUUGGCCACACCACAAGAGCACAAUGUAAGUAUUGUACUACUCACCUCGCAUGUAAUUCGACUAGUAAUGGAACUAGUUCUCUGAUUAAACACAUAGAGGUAAUAUGCAAGGAAUAUUCGGGUAGAAAAGAAUUAGCAGCGAGUCAAACUCAGCUUGGUGCUGAUGACUUAGAUGAAAAUAUGGUAACUAGGCACUGGACUCAAGAAGCUUGCAUUCAAGCUGCUACGGUUAUGAUAGUGAUGGAUGAAAUGCCCUUUAGUUCCAUAGAAAGACUAGGUUUUAAGUAUUUCUGUAAGGUGGCUAUUCCGAAAUGGAAAAUUCCUUGUAGGAAGGUUAUAGUGAAAUUUUUUUUGAAAAUGUAUCAGUCGAAGAAGGAAGAGCUUAGGAAGGAAUUGAGUUGUCAUUGUGUGUGCUUGACAACCGAUACUUGGACAUCCCUUCAAAACAUCAACUAUAUGGUAUUAACUGCGCAUUUCAUAGAUAAUGGGUGGAAAUUGCACAAGAGAGUUCUAAAUUUUUGUGUAAUAUCAAAUCAUCAAGGAGUUACAAUCGGAAGAAUUUUGGAGUCAUGUUUGAGGGCUUGGUCUAUUGAUAGAGUCUUAACUAUUUCUGUGGAUAAUGCUUCUGCAAAUAAGCAUUGCAUAGAUUACAUUAGGAAUGAAAUGAACGAUUGGGAAAAGAGUGCUAUUUUUGGUGGGAAAUAUCUGCAUGUCCGCUGUUUAGCACAUAUAGUCAAUCUCAUUGUGAGGUCUGCCUUACAUUUACUGGAUAAAUCUGUGUCUAGUAUAAGGAAUGCAGUUCGAUAUGUUAGAUCAAACUCAUCAAGGUUAGAUGCAUUUAGGUCUUGUAUUGAAAAAGAGGUGGGUGAUUGCAAGAGGAUUUGUGUGUUAGAUGUUCCAACAAGGUGGAAUUCCACCUACAUUAUGUUGGAAACAGCUUUAGAGCUUAGAAAGGCAUUUGAUAGGCUAAAAGAUGAUGAGGACAGCAAGUACACGUCUUAUUUUGAUGAAGAUGAAGAGGCUGUUGAGGAAGAUGGUGAAGAGCCGGGUGAUUUCAGUGUUGAUUUAUCUGCAAUUAGGAGCAGCAAGGCAUCUAGGAAGAGGGUUGGACCACCUAAUGCAGCAGAUUGGGAAAAGGCAGUUGUGUUUGUCAAAUUCUUGAAGGUAUUUUACAAUGUAACAUUGAGUGUUAGUGCCACAAAUCACCCUACCUCACCAAAAGCUUUCCAUGAUAUUGUUUCAAUCCAUGUUGAGAUUGAAGAUUUGUUUUGUCAACCUGUGGACAACCAUGAUGUUAUACAAAAGAUCCUAUUUCAAAUGGCGCAGAAGAUGAGGGUCAAGUACGAAAAAUAUUUUGGAAAGCUUGGGGACAUCAACCAACUAUUGCUAGUUGCCUUGGUUUUGGAUCCGAGGUAUAAGAUUCUAUUUUUUGAAAAUGUGUGCAAGAAGAUGUUGAACAUGGAGGAUUUAGUGAUUAAGAAAAAGAGUGCUGAAUUGAAAGAAUUGGUGGUCUCCUUGACUGAUCUGUAUGCAGCUGCGUUGCCCUCACAGAGUUCACAAAGAACUAGAUCAUCUGAGGUGACUCAAACUGCUGGCAGUAGCAGAUACACUUCAACUAGAGUUACCGGGAAGAUGGCAGAUAUGCUUGAGGAAUGGGAUAGAGAGCUUGAAGAUGGUGAUGCAGUGGUGGUGAACAAUGAGGUAGAUAGGUACCUUCUAGACCCUAUAGAGAAGCCUCCCAAAGGCACUGAGUUCAAUAUUUUGACAUGGUGGAAGCUGAAUGGUCCUAAAUAUCCUAACCUCCAAACUGUUGCCAAAGAUGUUCUUGCCAUCCAAGUGUCGACAUUGGCAAGUGAAUCUACUUUUAGCACUGGAAAGAGGAUUAUAGAUCCUCAUAGGAGUUCUUUGACUCCUAGAUCAUUUGAGGCAUUAAUUUGCCUUCAAAACUGGCUGAAAUCAGAUUCCAUUACAGGCUUGGCUUAUGUUCCUACUCCGGAGGAAAUGGAAUGA